Molecule: messenger RNA, 1637 nt
Organism: Vitrella brassicaformis
Lineage: Eukaryota; Vitrellaceae
Source: the annotation of a GenBank genome assembly
AGUGAACCGCUGCAGGAGAAAAGGGACAACGGCAGAUCUACCCUCUUCCCGAACGACAAGAAUCUCUUUGCAGGUGGGCAAAUGCCGGUCCUCAUUCAGGGCUUUCUUGUGUGUGCAUCUGAGCCUGUGGGCGCUUACACUCAGAUCUGACGCAGCAACACCAUGGCAGUGGCUGACCUGAUCGCCUCAGGUAUGCGCCGCACGCAGGCAGGCCCGUGAAGAGAAAGCAGACGGCCCUGUCGUGUUUGCACGGUGUCGUUUCAGGCCUGGCGGAGAUUGUGUUUGCGGUGGUGGUGGUUGGGCUGAUCAUGUGGCUGCCUUAUGUCGACUGCGGGCCGAAGCACAACUCGGGCCACAUGCUCAUGUGCCAGUUCGCCAUGGCGAUCCACGGCAUUCUGCAGUGCCUCCUCAGCCUGGCUCUCCCGGAUGGUCUGUGGUAUUAUGGCGGCAGGUGAGCAUCCGCAGGAAUGACCUCACACGCAACACAGCACACUCGAGUGUAUCUGUUGGCCUGCGUGUGUGCGUGAUGCUGUGUGCAGCUGGUUUCUGGUGAUCUUCUGCAUCUUGUCGUGGGUGGUGCCGCUGCGGUUCUUCUUUGAGUCGUUCAGUGACAAGCUGCGCGGCAAGAAGUGGUGGCUGUUUCUGAUGUUCUUCUGCUUCAUCAUCCUGAGCAUCCAGUACGUGUGGAUCUUCAUCGAGUUCAUGAGGAGGUACACCGGGGGAUCCAUCACCAUACGCUUCUAGACAGGCAGACAGGCAGGCAGACAGGGGGACACACGAGCGUACGUGUACAGUGAGAGGAUGCAUGUCUGUCUGUUUCAUACCGUCACACACGCGCGUCCGUUCUCUCUCUCUUCCUCCCUCCCUCAGAUGAACGCCAUCGACUGCACGAGUCGGUGUGGGGUUUUGGCAUGCGUCGUGUGAGUGUCUGUGUCGUCGCAUUUAUGCGGUCUUGGCGUGUCAUGUGUAUUUCUCUGGCCAUUUUCUAGAUAAGGGGCUGCCUGACAUGUACAUUGCCGUCGAUGUGGGCCUUUUCUUGUGGUCGUUGUUUGCGUCAAGUGCAUGGAUGGAUGAUGGAGGAUGCAGCUGGGAGAGCUGCACGAGGCCCCGCCAUUUUGUCAAGCAGAGAGAGAGGUGGCUGUACUGACCGACCCACAGGCAGAGACGUGCCUCUGUUAUGUGCCCAUACAUCACAUUAAGUACACACGUACGUACACGUUUCUUUCUGAUACACCCGCUUUAUUGAUGGCCCACGAACACUCUGUCCUGCUGUAAACCAGUCCGUGAGAUGUCCGAGCUUGUCAUGCGCGGGUCUUGUGGUGGAGGGUGAGCGAGACAGGCUGUGUAGCUGUGCCAAUCGUCUGUGAAUGCGCCUGUGAUCUUUCCACCUCCGUCGGACUGCCAUUGUUCGCAAGCUUCACUGAGAGGCGAUGUCAAUAUCCACACGCGCCUCUCAGUGAAGCUUGAGCACCACAGUCAUUCGACGAGGGGACAGAGCCGCCAUUGAGUCGCUUUUGAGUCAGACAGAGGGAGGCGAUUGAGGUUGUGUUGUUGCGUGUGUGUCGUGUGGCGGCUCUCGUGUGACACUCUCUCAUUCCAGCUCGAUCCGCACGGCAUUGCGUAAACGCCACCGUACG